This is a messenger RNA of Trichobilharzia regenti, 1099 nucleotides long. Lineage: Eukaryota; Metazoa; Platyhelminthes; Trematoda; Strigeidida; Schistosomatidae. The record is from the annotation of a GenBank genome assembly.
AUGUCCACCAAUCCUAUUGUUCUUGCCCGUGGACACACUGAAGCAGUCACAACUUUGUCACUUUCUGAUCAUCUGCUGGCAUCUGGAAGUGCGGAUGGCAAUACCUAUUUCUGGUCUCUGGAUUUGAUCCAAAGUCCUUGUCCUGUUCUCCAGGCUCCAAGAUAUGGUCACUGUUCUAGUCUCAAAUUUAGUGUUAAACAAGAAAAUAUACUCUACGGGGCGUAUAGCCAAGAAAUUAUCUCGUGGGAUAUACGCAACUUAAGACAGCUAUUCGAUAUUUGGAAAGUUAAUGAAGGGAGAGUAAAUUCGAUUGACGUAUCUGAGACUGAAGACCGGCUGGCGUCAGCAGAUGAUACUGGUACAGUACAGAUUAUUGAUCUGAGUAAUGGUUCGCUUGUUCGUACUCUCAAGAAACAUGAUAACAGCGUGUCUUCAGUUAAGUUCCGACCGGGUCGUCCCUGGCAGCUGGUGAGCGGUGGUGUCGACUGUAAAGUUGUCGUAUCCGACUGGCGGGGAUCAGGCUUGGCGGUUAAUAUUUUUGAGCUGAGUGAAAUUGCUGACUACUCUGGCUCAGACUCAAACAAUGUUGAGGCUGACGAUUCUUAUAUAGACAGUAUAGAUGAUGAAUCCUUGAAUGUACUCCUCCGUUCCAACUCCACCAUGAACUUUGACGGGGGUAAUACCAGAACGAAUGACCGCAUUCGAGAUCGGUUCGCCGAGCAGAUUGUAAGUCAACCAGCGUCAACAUCUUUUCGUGUAUGUUACAUGUGUCCUUAUUAACUGUGUUUCAACCUACAGGAUUUCAUGAUGACAAGAACAGUAUCCUGUUCCAUGACUCCUCAUUUUAUAAAGUAGCCUACUGUGUAGACUAAAGUGGGAUGAAACUUAGGCAUUUCAGCGUGUGUUCUAGGUGUUAAUCUCAAUAUUUCUGGUCGCUUCUUUAAAAGUGAAAUCUGUUUAUUUUUGGUCUGUCAUGUCGGAAAGUAUAUAAUGAGCUGUAAAUCCCAGUUGGCGUCACAAUUAAGGCUCUUCAUCUCAUUCUAGUGAAGCUCAUAAUCGUAAAUUUGAUGAUUGUAAUACAAGCUCCGGAACACCCGUG